Microtus ochrogaster (prairie vole) is the source of this 1297-nucleotide messenger RNA. RefSeq names its product aldo-keto reductase family 1 member C13. Gene Ontology annotation, molecular function: oxidoreductase activity. NCBI's taxonomy places the organism in Eukaryota, Metazoa, Chordata, Mammalia, Rodentia, Cricetidae. The record is from RefSeq and is a predicted model, not a curated record.
AUGGGAGUGCCACUUUUUGGUCACUAGACAGGAAGGUGAUAUAUGAUGUUUCUCAACUUCCACUUUAGGGAAGCACCAGAAGAUUCAAGACGUGCUUAGGCAGAGGAUUGACAAGCCAUGAGUUUCAAACAGCAGUUUGUCAAACUAAAUGAUGGCCACUUCAUUCCAGCCCUGGGUUUUGGCACCUAUAAACCCCAAGAGGUUCACAAGAGCAAGUCACUGGAGGCUGCCAACUUAGCUAUAGGUGUUGGGUUCCGCCAUAUUGAUACUGCUUAUGCAUAUCAAGUGGAAGAGGAGAUAGGACAGGCCAUUCAAAGCAAUAUUAAAGCUGGCGUUAUAAAGAGAGAAGACAUGUUCAUCACUACAAAGCUCUGGUGUACUUGCUUUCGGCCAGAGCUGGUGCAGCCUGCUUUGGAAAAAUCACUGAAGAAGCUUCAACUGGACUAUGUUGACCUUUACAUUAUGCACUACCCAGUGCCAAUGAAGCCAGGGGAUAAUGAUUUUCCAGUAGAUGAAAAAGGGAAAGUGCUACUGGAAACAGUGGAUUUCUGUGCCACGUGGAAGGAAUUGGAGAAGUGUAAGGAUGCAGGAUUGGUCAAGUCUAUUGGGGUGUCCAACUUUAACCACAAGCAGUUAGAGAGAAUCCUGAAUAUUCCAGGGCUUAAGUACAAGCCUGUCUGCAAUCAGGUUGAAUGUCAUCUUUAUUUAAACCAGAGUAAGCUGCUGGAUUACUGCAAAUCAAAAGACAUUGUUCUGGUUGCUUAUGGUGCUCUGGGAACCCAACGAUAUAAAGAAUGGGUGGAUCAGAAUUCUCCAGUUCUCUUGCAUGAUCCAGUUCUUUGUGAUGUGGCCAAAAAGAACAAGCGAAGCCCUGCCCUGAUUGCUCUUCGAUACCUGCUUCAGCGUGGUGUUGUGCCCCUGGCUCAGAGUUUCAAAGAAAAUGAGAUGAAAGAGAAUUUGCAGGUUUUUGAAUUCCAGUUGUCUCCUGAGGAUAUGAAAACCCUAGAUGGCCUGAACAAAAAUUUUCGAUAUCUUGCAGCUGAGUUUUUGCUAGGCCACCCCGAAUAUCCAUUUUCGGAGGAAUAUUAAUGUGGGGACCUAGUCAUGACUGCCUGAAGUCACUGUGGGCAGUGAUGUUGGUGAUGUGACUCAGAUGCCUUUUGGAGGAUGCCUCAUUUCCGGUCUACCUAAACUGCUUCUUACCAACUCUCACAUUCAACUGAAGCUGGAGUUGAAUUAAAAAGGGAUUUAAUUUGAAUAAAAUUUAAUUUACGUUGAAUAAAAGGGAUUUAAUUUU